AUGAAUAAGUUUUGUAAAAUACUUAUAAUUAAUUCCAGUCUUGUUAGUUUAUUACUUAUUAUAGCUUAUAUAUCUAUUAUUAAGUUAAGAAUUGAAUAUAAGUAUAAGAAUAGUGAUGAAUUAAAUAAUAUGUUAGAUGAAUUUCUUACUAAGCAACAUGUAAAUUCCUUAUAUCAAUAA
Messenger RNA from Hepatospora eriocheir, 180 nucleotides. The record is from the annotation of a GenBank genome assembly. Lineage: Eukaryota; Fungi; Microsporidia; Hepatosporidae.